AGGAAGGAAGGAAGGAAGGAAGGAAGGAAGGAAGGAAGGAAGGAAGGAAGGAAGGAAGGAAGGAUCUCUUUGCCCACAGCCAUUCAAUGAUGUUGAUUCUGGGGUGCUCCUCUUGGCUUUUCUGGGGUUCCCCUCUCUCUCUCGCUUUUUCCUCCCUUUUUAUUUAAUCAGUUAAAGAAAAUAACGCUUUCUGUUUGCCACCAGGCCCCUCCUGCCAUUGGCCGGGGCCUCCCACGUGAUGAGAAUUGGCUGCAAUUUCGCCCCAGCCCCGAGUUUAGCAGAGCAGGGUCCCCUCCGCCCGUAUUAUCAGCAAUAUAACAAUUAUUAAAAGCGCGAGGACCGUCAUCAUCCCCGCCAUCAAAAACCCGAGGCCCUCCGGUUUCUCUCCCUCUCCCCCUCCUCCUCCUCCUCCCUCUCCCCCGCCUCCCUCCCGCUUUUUAAAGCCUGGAAAAGCCAUGAAUUUUGAAUUUGAGAGGGAGAUCGGGUUUAUAAACAGCCAGCCUUCGCUCGCCGAGUGCCUGACGUCUCUGCCCGCUGUCCUGGAGACAUUUCAAACUUCAUCAAUCAAGGACUCGACGUUCAUUCCUCCUCCUUUCGAGCAGAGCCUCCUGCAAAGCCUCGAUGGCCACCCGGGCAGGAGCCAGAGCCGAGCCCCGCAUGGCCCGGCCCGGCCCGGCCCGGCCCAGCCCGGCCCGCGGGCAGCGCGGUUCCCCUGGAUGAAGGAGAAGAAACCGUCCAAGAGGAGCGGCCACGCUCCGGCCGCUUCGUCCCCACCACCAUCAUCAUCAUCAUCAUCCUCGGAGCCGGCGCCCGCCACGGGACCUCCCGCAGAGGCGGCGGGGCCGGCGGACAGCGGCGGCUCCAGGAGGCUCCGCACCGCCUACACCAACACGCAGCUGCUGGAGCUGGAGAAGGAAUUCCACUUCAACAAAUACCUGUGCAGACCGCGCAGGGUGGAGAUCGCGGCGCUGCUGCAGCUCAGCGAGCGCCAGGUCAAGGUGUGGUUCCAGAACCGCAGGAUGAAGCACAAGCGGCAGACGCAGCACAAGGAGGAGCCCGCGGAGCGGCGCGGAGGGAGCGCGGAGCAGCGCGGGGCCGUCCCCGGGGCCGGGUGCGAAUCCCCGGUGGAGCUCGGGGCUCUCCCGGUGGAGCCGUGCCUGGAGCUCGCCCCGGGCUUCCCGGGCGGUCCCGAUGCUCUGCAGAGCCCCCUGCGCUUCUCCGAGGAGGAGCUGGAGCUGUUCAGCAGCGCUCUCUGCUCCAUGGACCUGCGCGACCUGGACUUGCCCUGACGGGAGCUCC
Melospiza melodia melodia is the source of this 1299-nucleotide messenger RNA. It is a transcript of the gene HOXB2, whose product is annotated as homeobox B2. Bases 456 to 1289 code for a protein of 277 amino acids. Gene Ontology annotation, molecular function: DNA-binding transcription factor activity, RNA polymerase II-specific; RNA polymerase II cis-regulatory region sequence-specific DNA binding. Lineage: Eukaryota; Metazoa; Chordata; Aves; Passeriformes; Passerellidae. The transcript is spliced from 2 exons. The record is from RefSeq and is a predicted model, not a curated record. Gene Ontology annotation, biological process: regulation of transcription by RNA polymerase II. Gene Ontology annotation, cellular component: nucleus.